AGAGGUGGAGGACGUCGUGGAGAAGAGGUGCUAUACCUUCCACUUGCUGGUGGGAUCAUCCUGGAGGGGACAUAGGGGCUCAAGGAGACUUUGCGGGUGUGAGACCCUAGAGGCCCCAUGAGGAGAGUCCAAGGGACAAAGUUACCAGUGUAGUAGCUUUGUGGUAGACAAGCUGAGGAAAUCCCAGCGGGCAGCGAGCAUGGAGACGAGGCCGAGAAGGAAGAGAUACAGGGUGGUAAAAAAACGUGUUGUUGACAGGGCUCCUGCUGGGGACGGGGGAGCAGGCGAUUGGAACUAAACCAAACUGGGGAUCUAACCAGUUGGGGGCUCCCAGCCAAGGUGGCACUUGGAACAUGUACUUCAGAGCCUGCUCAUGCCAGGGGCAGGGAGUGGAGCUGUUUGCUCACCUACUCCCGGGGGGUUUGGUUCCCAGCCUGCCCUGCUCAUGGGCAGAGUGUGCUCUGAUGGCUGGAGAGCUUCUCAGGCAGAGACAUCGAUGUGGCUGCUCGAAUCAGGGAACGGGCUGUGAAGCAGUGAGGGCUGGGGGAUGGGGGUGCAGCCUGACCUACCCACCCCAGCAUGGCCUGGCCAUUACUUCCCUCAACCUAGCAUAGGCUUGGAGCAGGAGUCCAGAGUAUGCACUGGCCGUGAAUGUUUGCUGGGGAUGAGGGCAAAGGUUGUCUGAGGAUUUGACCAGGGAGUCUGGCUUAGAAGAAUGGCCAGGGAAUCAUCUUCCCAGAUUUAGAGAAAGAAAUGUCAGCCCUCUCAACUUUCCACCCCCUGAACACCCAUACGUAAUUUAACUCUUACCAAGGAGACCAGCUUCCUUACUGGUCAUGCGCCCCUAGUCUGUCCGGGCCAUUUCUGCAAGAAGGGGUUCCUCUUGCCUGCUACCACAGGUUUGCUCUCUGGGCAGGGCCUAGCACAAGGGAGACCCCUGUGCCUCCUGCCUGCCUGGUCUCCCAUUUCCUUUGUGACUGAGGCAGGGAGGCCUCUGGGAAGCUCUCGUGCUAAGCCUGAUGGGUGGUGGCUGCAUUCGCUGCUCCUGGAUACAGUGGGCAAAAGCUCUGUGGUUGAUCAUGGAAGUCUCCCCAGGCACAGGCGAAAAGAAAGGACUCAGGCGAGCCACAUGCUUGCCUUCCCGGCAGAGAUGACCUCCAAGGAGUCUUCUGAUGUGGAAGCUUCAAGAAUACCCUGUCCCUUAAAAGUCUGCUGUUGACGGCCGACUUGGGGACAGUUUGUAUUGUAUGUUUUAUUACCAAAUGGGAUUGUGGGGUCUGGAGAACUGGGGGUGGCAUAUGUUGCUACCCCGUCUGCUCUCGGGGGCUGGGGUGAUAGAUGUUUUCAUCUCAGCUCUCCAGAACAGAAACUCCACUCCUUAGAGGCUGUGUGUCCCUUGACAAGUGACUCAAUCUUUCUGAGCUUUAGUUUCCUCUCUGGAAAAUGGAUUACUCGUCACGGUCAUUACAGGGAUUAAAUGGAUGAGCAUGUUAGAGUCUCAGGAGAGUAUCUGGAAGGUAGAGCCAUUGAUAACUUUUGACCCCUUUAUUCCUCAUUCUGGAGGAGCCCAAGGGAGGGGGCUCACCUGAUGUUCCUUCCCCAGGGUCCGUGUCUUUGCAGUCAGUAUCCUGCUGACAUCUGGGAAUAUGGACCCAAGCCUUGUCCCAGUUCCUUCCGGAUGUUAGCGAAACCUGAGGUGCGCAGAGCCUUGGAGACUGGCAUGGGAUGUCCUGCUCCAUCCGGAGGUACCUCCCAGUGACUCCCAGGCCCCACCCUAGGUUAGGUGGCAGCUCUUUUUGCUCAAAGCUCAGUCUUGGCCCUGACCAGUGCUCCAAGCUUACUGGAUGCUGAGAGGCUGUGCCUGCAGAUGCCUGGGCAAGAAGCUGGUCUUAGGCCUGUAGGUCCAGGACAGGUCAUUUCUUCCUGCGGGUCCUGUACCCUCUGCUGCCCACUGUGCCCGGUCUCGUUUUGAGUGCUGCCACUUGUCUGAUUCAGGUAUUGUACUCCACUGAGUCUCCUCAUUCCCUCCUGGCCGUGCCCAGGACCCUCACUGGCCAGCCCGGGCCUUGCUAACAUGGUCCUCACUGUUGGCUUGAGCAUUGUUUUCUCCUUUGGCCUCAGUUUCCCUACCUACGAAGCGGAGUGCUGGCCUCUUUUCUUGCUUAGACCUCUUCAAAUCUCAUUGUGAAACAAAUCUCAUUGCUUUUCUUUCCUAGUCUCAUUGCUGCCCAGUGAGCAACAGCCUGCCAGCCUGCAUGUUCCCGCUGAAACUCUGCCCCGCGUGUCUUAGAGAUCUUCAGUACUUUCUUGCUGCACAGGCCUUUGUGUGGGGGUCUCUUCUUGACACUCGGCCUGUCUGUGGCGCUGGUCUCUGCUUCCGAGUCUUCCUUUUGAGUCUGUUCUCACCAUCCCCCAAGUGAGGGGCUUCCACACUCUAGGGCUCUGUUUGCUUCUGUUGCUUGUGUACCUUCUCUGGGUGUUUAGGGACAAGGGACUUCGCUCCAUCCGUUCUGGCUCAAGGUACGGAACAGGCAUAAACUUGACGAAGCUGCUUUUCUCUGUGGUUUGGGUGGAAUAUCCCAGAAGUGGGAGUUCCCAGGUCUGUGACGCUGCCUAGGUGGUUCCAGGAGUGACUGCAGUACUCUCAGCCACUACGUGGGGGUUGGCCAGAUGUAAGGCUGCCUUCCUGGAGCAGGCUUCUGGAUGGGACUCCCCCCCGCCCCCCAGUCGUUGAUUCCUGUGAUUCUGUUCCCUGCAGGCCGGCUGCUGCUCAUAGUGGGAGCCAGAGCCACCAUGACCCGCUGGACGUCCCUCAAGGCCUCUAGGCCACACAAGCCUGGCUCCUGGGAUCUGGCAGCCUCCCCCCGGCGUCUGAGUACCCCAGCCUUGGCCACCUUCCCCUGGAAGGCUCAGAAAUCUGGGACUGAGCUGUCUUCUCAGAAUGGUCCCCGGGUUCCCCAGCCCCGCCAACUCUCUGCCUCCUGGCCCAGACAGAAACAGCAUCCACCAUUACAGCCCCGAGCCUCAGCUACACAGACCCAUGAAGUGCCCCUGCCCGGAGUCAGCCUGGGGGCAGGCCAGGGUCCACCAGACCCCGGGAUGACCGCAGCCAGCCGGGCCAACCCCUACAGCAUCGUGUCAUCAGAAGAGGACGGGCUGCACCUGGUUACCAUGUCAGGCGCCAACGGUUUUGGCAAUGGCAAGGUGCACACACGGCGCCGGUGCCGCAACCGUUUUGUCAAGAAGAACGGCCAAUGCAACAUUGAGUUUGCCAACAUGGAUGAGAAGUCACAGCGCUACCUGGCUGACAUGUUUACCACGUGUGUGGAUAUCCGCUGGCGCUACAUGCUGCUCAUCUUCUCUCUGGCCUUCCUUGCCUCCUGGUUGCUGUUUGGCAUUAUCUUCUGGGUCAUUGCUGUCGCCCAUGGAGACCUGGAACCCACCGAGGGCCGUGGCCGUACACCCUGUGUGCUGCAGGUCCACGGCUUCAUGGCAGCCUUUCUUUUCUCCAUCGAGACGCAGACCACCAUUGGCUACGGGCUCCGCUGUGUGACUGAGGAGUGCCCGGUGGCUGUCUUCAUGGUGGUGGCACAGUCCAUUGUAGGCUGUAUCAUUGACUCCUUCAUGAUUGGUGCCAUCAUGGCCAAGAUGGCACGCCCCAAGAAGCGAGCGCAGACUCUGCUUUUCAGCCAUAACGCUGUGGUGGCUCUGAGGGAUGGUAAGCUCUGCCUGAUGUGGCGUGUGGGCAACCUUCGCAAGAGCCACAUCGUAGAGGCCCAUGUACGGGCCCAGCUCAUCAAGCCCAGGGUCACAGAGGAGGGUGAGUACAUCCCGCUAGAUCAGAUUGACAUCGAUGUGGGCUUUGACAAGGGCCUGGACCGUAUCUUCCUGGUGUCGCCCAUCACCAUCUUGCACGAGAUUGAUGAGGCCAGCCCACUGUUCGGCAUUAGCCGUCAGGACCUCGAGACGGAUGACUUUGAGAUUGUGGUCAUCUUAGAAGGCAUGGUAGAGGCCACAGCCAUGACCACACAGGCUCGCAGUUCCUACCUGGCUAACGAGAUCCUGUGGGGCCACCGCUUUGAGCCAGUGCUCUUCGAGGAGAAGAACCAGUACAAGAUUGACUACUCACACUUCCACAAGACCUACGAGGUGCCCUCUACGCCCCGCUGCAGCGCUAAGGACCUAGUGGAGAACAAAUUCCUCCUGCCCAGUGCCAACUCUUUCUGCUAUGAGAAUGAGCUGGCCUUCCUGAGCCGAGAUGAGGAGGACGAGGUGGCGACGGACCGGGAUGGCCGCAGCCCUCAGCCGGAGCAUGACUUUGACAGGCUGCAGGCCAGCAGUGGUGCCCUUGAGCAGCGGCCCUACAGACGGGAGUCGGAGAUCUGAGUGCUCUUGACUUUGGUGCGGCACCAUCCUGACCACGCUAGGUCCCACGUCCCUCGGGGGCCUGGGCUGGAGCAGCGCAAGCCGGACGCCUCGGGUCACAGACUCAGUAGCAUCUUUAGUCUUCUCACGUUUUCUCGCAAUAGCUUGGGGAGGUUGGAGGGAGAGUGGGUGACCAGAAUGAACAGCCCAUGGCCUCAGAUGGACACGCAUGGGCAAGGGGGUGACCUCUCGGGGUAAGGUGAACCACAGGAGUGGGGGACUCUGCUGGAGGCCUCGGAAGCAGUUCAGGAGAGGUCCCAGCCCUGUGGGGAAAGCUGUGUAUGCACACUUCAUUGGUUUCUAACUCGGAUAAGACUGUUUACAAACAACAACAACAACAACAAACACAAGACAACACUAACAUGUGGUUGAAUUUUUAAAAUUCGUGGUGUGGGGACAGUUAGAAUUCUACUCAGUGCUGCCAGGCAGAGCAGCUGGAUGGGGUGCCCCGAAGGUUCUGGGAGGUCUGGUGUCUCUCCCUCACGUGUGCCAGGGCCCUGCAGGUUGUCAUGCUUAAGGAUGAAUCAGGCUUGUGACCAUGUUAAUGAUCCUAAUAAAGUGUCUGGAUGUCUCUGGGGGUGGGGGCCCACUAGGGUGAAUCUGGCUUGAUCUUUUGUGAUUGACUUUACACCUCAGCUGCAUCAGGGCUGGCUUUAGGACCCAGGGGAGGCCCCCUUUCGUGCGCCUCUGUCCUCCACUCCCUCUCUGCCCCAGGUCUCCACCCCUGCAGUGAGGGGCAGUAGGAAACACCAGAGUGGGUGCUUCUUAGGAAAGGACACUCAGGAAAUUAGCAUGGGGUCCGGUUCCCACAUUCCCAGGAAGUGGGUCAGCCCCACACCUGCUGGAUUCACAGCUCGAGUUGUGCCUUAGACACUCUGGUUGUCUGGCUUCAGUCACUUUUGGUUUAUCAGACUUGUCGAAUCCUUCCCUGCUGCCCCUAACUCCACUCCUGAAGCCCUCACAAGCCCCUCCCAGGAUGCAGAGGCUGCACUCCACCUGUCCCAUGGUUCCCAUGUCUCUACCUCCCUUUCUCCCACACUCCUGGGGUGGAAUGAGGUAGCCCAGCCGGCCCCAGCCAGUUAUCUGCUGCUGGAAAGAGAGGACGACCCCUCAGCCUCCACCUGACCCCGGCCACCAUGGAGAUGACCAGAGAAAUGUCAUAAAACAAAGAAUUUCUGUUUCGCCUUUAGGGGCCCGUGAUGGAGAUGUUCCUCCCCGCUAGGCCCCAAGCCAUGGAGUCUUCCCACAGUGCCCAGCCAGGGAGACCUGAGGUGGGCUUGCUUCCAGACAUCCAGCUUAAGAUUUCAUGCUAAUUUCUAGGCUAGAAGAUUCUGCCUAGAUUGCCCCAGAGGCCUCGGCUCCUUUGUGUUCUUAGCCUGGUCUCUGCCCUCAAAUAUCACUGACUUUUCUAGCCUUGGCCCUAGGGCCUGAGGGUGCAUUCAGCAUGGGAGUGCUUGGCUCUCAACCCACCUCUGUCCAGUUGUCGGGCUGAAGGUUGGGGAGGGAAGAAGGGCAGGUCCUGGCCACUGGCUACUGCUGUGGGAGCCUAGGCACCUUUUGCUAUUCCCUGAGCAGAUGGGCCUGCAUCCAGAGUAGCGUCUGAGGGGCUCCUGGCCCCACGAGGCCUGCUCCUAGCUCAUCUCAGUGGCCUAAAGCAAUUCCUCAUUCUGGCCCAUCCUCCUCCCAGGUCCAGGCCUGCCAGAAUGGUCCAGUCCCUGGGCCCUGCUGGAGAGCAGCUCAGGCUGCCUUUCAUCUCUGCCAAAGGCAGGCAGAUGCUGCAUUUCCCAAUUCUCCUGCCCUCUUUUUUUUCUCUGUCCCUGUAUUUAUUUAUUGCUUGUGCUAAAGACCAAACUAGUCACUCCCUUCAGUGCACCCUAGUGGGGGAGGCCACUGAGGGGGGAGCCGUGUGCCUGUGCCGAGCAGGAAAGCUUGGCCCCUGGGGAGCGCAUGAGGAGGGAAGCCAGGGUGUGUGUGUGCAAGCAUGUACAGACGCGCUCACAUGAUUGUCUCCUUGUGUGUGAGUCUUGGUAUACAGAGAUAUGGUAUACACAGGUGUUUGUAUACAGGUAGUCUGUGUGUGUCUGCCCACAGGUAUGUGUGUGCUUGUGUUUGUUUUUUAUUUUAUUGGGGUGAAGUGGGUUUGGUGCUCACUAACCUGAAUGACUCAGGUUGGGUGCUGGCCACAGACAUAUCCACAGUCCGACGUGAGUCCCUGGCCUGCCCUGGAUCUGCAGGCUGUACGCAGUGUGUGCAGCAGUUUGAGGAGUCUGAUGGUAAGCCUCUGCACUAGGUCCUGAUGGAGGCCAUGGGUGCGUCUGUGCAUGCGAACCUGCGUGAGUGCGUGGAGGUCCCAGGGUGCGUGUCUGUGAAUGUCAGUGGGGUGGGUGCUGCGUGCAGCCGUGGGAGAGCGGCACAGAAUGAAGCAGCUGCCCUGAGCCCAUGCUGGUGCUGUGCCACCUGGCCCUUGCCAGCUGAGGGCCUGGGGGCAGAAGGACACACCAUGGGGAGGCCCCUGUAUGGGUGUCUGCCCUGUGUGAGGUCACAGAAUGUUCAAUCUAUUUUAAAUGGUGAAACUGGAGAAUUUUCAUGUUAUUUUCAAUACAUGGUGGUAUCUAAAGAUGUAGGCAAUGAGACUAGACCACAUUAAAUGCAUUUUGAUCUCUUUGAAUGCUA
Messenger RNA from Peromyscus leucopus (white-footed mouse), 7098 nucleotides. It is a transcript of the gene Kcnj12, whose product is annotated as potassium inwardly rectifying channel subfamily J member 12. Gene Ontology annotation, biological process: regulation of monoatomic ion transmembrane transport; potassium ion import across plasma membrane. The coding region runs from base 2704 to 4386 and encodes 560 amino acids. The transcript has 2 exons. Gene Ontology annotation, cellular component: plasma membrane. NCBI's taxonomy places the organism in Eukaryota, Metazoa, Chordata, Mammalia, Rodentia, Cricetidae. The record is from RefSeq and is a predicted model, not a curated record. Gene Ontology annotation, molecular function: inward rectifier potassium channel activity.